Messenger RNA from Linum tenue, 705 nucleotides. NCBI's taxonomy places the organism in Eukaryota, Viridiplantae, Streptophyta, Magnoliopsida, Malpighiales, Linaceae. The record is from the annotation of a GenBank genome assembly.
CCGGCGCUGGACGAGAAGGUGCAGAAGAUCCACAGCGCGGCGGAUUUCGACGACACGCUAAAGGCGGCCAAGGACAAGCUGGUGGUGGUGGAGUGGGCCGCCAGUAAGAAUGAGGAGAGCAAGCAGAUUUACCCGUUCUUGGUGGAGCUCAGCCGGACGUGCUACGACGUCAUCUUCCUCUUGGUGCUAGAGGACGAGUCCGAGAAGACGCGGGAGAUCUUCGUGAGGGAGAAGAUCGAGGAGUUGCCUCACUUCAGCUUCUACAAGGGCAUGGAGAAGAUACACGAGGAGGAAGCGAUCGGGCCAGACCAGCUGAUGGGAGACGUGCUAUACUACGGCGACAGCCACGACACGGUGGCGCAGCUGCACUGCCGCGAGGACGUGGAGAAGCUAAUCGCCGACCACAAAGAGGUCCACAAGCUCAUCGUGCUGGACGUCGGGCUCAAGCACUGCGGUCCCUGCGUCAAGGUCUACCCGGCGGUGCUGAAGCUAUCGUGGUCGAUGGCGGACACGGUGACGUUCGCGAGGAUGAACGGCGACGAGAACGAAAGUUACAUGGCGUUCCUCAAGGACAUGGACGUGAUCGAGGUCCCGACGUUUCUGUUUAUACGGGACGGCGAGAUCAAAGGGAGGUACGUCGGGUCAGCGAAGGGGGAGCUGAUUGGGGAGAUUUUGAGAUACCAAGGGGUUCGUGUGACGUAUUAG